AAUAUCCAUCUCAUUUCAUUCUCUGUUUCAGUUCCACCAUGGCGCAUCCCAUUCUGUUGCCUGGACUUCUGAUAGUAUCAUACUUUAGAGGCUUUCAAGCUGAAAAUGCCUUCUCACAGUAUUGGGAAGAACAUAUUGGCCUUCCACACCCUCCGCAUUGGUUAGCUAUGAAGGCUUCUCCAUUAAGCCUACAUCAAGAGGCAGCGUUUAUAAAACUCAUGGAGGAAAAUGAAUUGAUUUCCCACCUACGUUCAUUCUGUAAGCAAGCUAAUAUUGUUUGUUCUACAAAUGCACUAGUGAGGAAGGAAACGGAGAACACAACCCUACCACCAAUAGCCCAGUGGAAUGGUGACAAAGAUAAAUAUGAUGACCUUCCAACUGAAACACCCCUAUCAAUUGCUAGCCAAGGGGGUUUGCCAUAUUUUCGAGAGUCAAUGGUGAAAGAGGGAAGCUUCAUGCCUGUCCCUGAUCUAAGGGAUCCAAUGUCAUAUAAAUCGUUCUUACCGCGACGUCUAGCAUCAAAAAUCCCAUUUUCCUUUGCCCAGAUUAAGGAAUUGAAGAAGCUUUUUGGUGUGGUGGAUGAAUCAAACAUGGAAGAGUAUAUUCAAAACAGCCUCAAGAUAUGUGAAAUGAGCCCCAUUCGAGGUGAGCAGAGAGAGUGUGCGACUUCUGUCGAGGAUCUCAUUGAUUUUGUUGUCAAGAAAUUAGGGCACAAUGUACGUGUAUGGAGUACUGAGAGCAUCGAAGGAUCAUACGAGAAUGUAACAAUUGGAGCUGUGAAAGUCAUCCAUGGAAACUUGUUUGAACCACCAAUCAUAUGUCAUAGUCUACCAUUCCUAUUUCAAGUUUAUUAUUGCCAUGUUUUUCAGAAAGUAAAAGUAUACGCAGUUGAUAUACAUGCUAGGAAGAAAGUGAAUCAUGCAAUCAUGGCAUGCCACUAUGAUACUUCAGCUUGGAGUCCAAACCAUCUUGCUUUUAAGCUAUUGGGUUUUGGCCCAGACUUAAUUGAAGUCUGUCAUUGGAUGAACGAGAAUGGAGUGAUCUGGACAAAAACUCUACAUUGAGUAGCAUUUGAAGAUUUGAUUAUCUUCCAGUUCUCUUAUUUGUGUUACAUGUUACCACUUAUACUAUUUGAAGGAUAAAUAAUGACCUAUUUUGUCUU
Molecule: messenger RNA, 1162 nt
Organism: Telopea speciosissima
Lineage: Eukaryota; Viridiplantae; Streptophyta; Magnoliopsida; Proteales; Proteaceae
Product: polygalacturonase non-catalytic subunit AroGP2-like
Exons: 2
Coding region: 39-1064 (341 amino acids)
Source: RefSeq, a predicted model, not a curated record